This is a messenger RNA of Engraulis encrasicolus (European anchovy), 2475 nucleotides long. RefSeq names its product glucosaminyl (N-acetyl) transferase 4a (gene gcnt4a). Gene Ontology annotation, molecular function: acetylglucosaminyltransferase activity. Gene Ontology annotation, cellular component: membrane. The record is from RefSeq and is a predicted model, not a curated record. The transcript has 3 exons. Lineage: Eukaryota; Metazoa; Chordata; Actinopteri; Clupeiformes; Engraulidae. Bases 125 to 1432 code for a protein of 435 amino acids.
GUCAACUUGCUGCCACUGGGAGUGGGUCAAGUCAUGGGUUCGGACAUGCCGUGCGUUGUCUGACGGCGAGAUACACCUUUUUAAUGGCAUGUGAAAAACUUUCAGACAGUGUAACGGUGCAAGAAUGGUAAGAAGAUGUCCUCUCCUAAAGAAGUUGAAAAAUAAGUGCCUGUUUUUAUGCUUCACCAUACUGAUUGUGUGCGUGCUGAAGCUCGUCCACAUCAAGGUGGUGGAGAAAAACACCUUUUACGUGGAGCCCUAUGGAAUUACCUCCGUCCCCUUCAAUGCCCACGCAGACAAGCCGGACAUCGACUGCACGGCCAUCUACAACCUCGACCCGGUUGAAAUCGGCAAGUCUUUGGAAAUCAGGCGGAAAGCCAUAGUGGACUUGGAAGAUGACAGCAUUGCCAAGUUGACGGCCGACUGCCAGAGGUACCUUGAGGUCAGGGGGUACAAUGAAGUCAUCCCCACCCAGGAGGAGAGGGACUUCCCUCUGGCCUACUCCCUGGUGGUGCACAAGAACAUACCUAUGGUGGAGAGAAUCCUGCGGGCCAUCUACGCUCCCCACAACGUCUACUGCAUCCACUAUGACCAGAAGGCCUCCAAGUCCUUCAUUGCUGCUGUGAACGGCCUGGUGAAGUGCUUUCCCAACGUCUUCGUGGCCAGCAAAUUGGAGUCGGUGCAGUACGCCCAUGUGACCCGCUUAAAGGCCGACCUGAACUGCCUGUCGGACCUGUUGAGAUCUGACGUGCGGUGGAGGUAUGCCAUCAAUCUGUGCGGACAAGACUUCCCAUUGAAGUCUAAUUACGAGCUCGUGGCGGAGCUGAAGAAGCUGGACGGGGCGCAUAUGCUGGAGACCAGCCGGCCCAGCGAGCUGAAAAAGAAGCGCUUUCAGUUCCAGCACGAGCUCAAGGACAUGCCUUACGAGUACCAGAAGAUCCCCGUCAAGACGUCGCGGCCCAAAGAGCCUCCUCCCCACGGCAUCGAGAUGUUCAUCGGCAGCGCCUACUUUGUGCUGUCCCGGGAGUUCGUCAGCUACGCCAUGAGCAGCCAGCUGGCCCUGGACUUCCUGGCCUGGUCAGCUGACACCUACUCCCCAGACGAGCACUUCUGGGCCUCACUGGUGCGCGUGCCCGGAGCGCCCGGGGCCAUCCUCCGGUCGCAGCCCGAUGUGACAGACCUGAUGAGCAAGACACGCCUGGUCAAGUGGAGCUACCUGGAGGGCAACCUCUACCCCUCCUGCAGCGGCACUCACAUGCGCAGUGUGUGCAUCUACGGCGCCGCUGAGCUGCGCUGGCUCCUCAACUAUGGACACUGGUUCGCCAAUAAGUUCGACCCCAAGGUGGAUCCUAUCCUCAUCAAGUGUCUGGAAGAGAAGCUCGAGGAGAAGAGAAAGCAACUUACAAAAAGUGCUGUCUUAAAACAAGACUGAAAUGAGAACAUGUUCUUGUUGGGGGUAUGUGCUUUUUUAUAUAUAUCCAAGUUUUCUUUUUGGAGAAUUUGAGACUGAUGUACUGUUAAUAGUGACACCACUUAACUGCAAUAUUAUUCACUAGCCAUAUCUAAUACUGGAAGUGUCAUUCUGCUGUUACCGUCUGAAAUGGCUGCUUGAUCCUGUUUUGACAGCUAACACAACAUUGUCAGCAGUUACUGAGAGGAAACGCACCAUGUGCCUUGUAAGUUAGAUACAAAUUUUAAAUACGCUAAAACAGCUAACAACACGUGGCAAUAACACACCGACAAUAGACAAUUCUUCUACCUCUUUUUUUUCUUCAAAGUGAGGAAGCUUGGCUUGGUGAAUAUACUGUGCCUUUAUGCAGGAAGUGAAAGACACAUGCUAUGAACAGCAGAUGCAGAUAGUUACAAUAUGAUUGUAUUGCGGUCUCUCUGAAAGUGAUGAUUAACUGGAGAGCCUAGAUUUUGGUACACUUGAACAUUCUUGAGACAAUCAGUCUUCUGUAAUACUCUCUGCAGCAGCUGAAUUUUGCUGUUGUGAAAGUGUGCUAUAUUUAUUUUGGUAUUUAUGUAUGUCUUAAUAAAGCAUUUCGACAUUGUGACCAAGUGAAAUGUAUGAUUAUGUCAUUGCUGCUCUCAGUGACUAAGUGGGAAAAGAGGCACUGCCCACAUGCCUGUUGUGUACAUUCUUAUAAAAAUGGGACACACACUCUCUCCAGUGGUGAUUGACAGUUGAGUGCAAAUCCCAGUGACCUUGUUGCAUAUACAGUAGUGAUAGUCUUUCUCAUUGAAAGCUUUCUAGUGAUUUUAAACCAUCUGUGGUACAAAAAUGCUUUAAAAUGUCAAACAACAUGAAAAGUAAUCAUAAGUACAUUAAGAUUUAUAACAAGUAGUCAUAAACAGAAGUGUGGAUAAACAGACAUGUACUGCACAUAUAAUGUGCUCACUUUUGCUUUGCUUUAAGCAAAUUAAAGUUAGCUGCCGAGGAUCUAGAUCAGUAUGUCAGCAAGAGUGGAGUUA